Messenger RNA from Oncorhynchus keta (chum salmon), 3770 nucleotides. RefSeq lists its product as uncharacterized. Bases 383 to 931 code for a protein of 182 amino acids. The record is from RefSeq and is a predicted model, not a curated record. Lineage: Eukaryota; Metazoa; Chordata; Actinopteri; Salmoniformes; Salmonidae. The transcript is spliced from 6 exons.
GUUAUGUCAGUGACUUACUGGAAGUUUAGGUCAUCUACAAAUAUUUAUCCUGCCGAUGGACGGGUCCAAAGGGAUGAAAGUUGUGGGGGAAAACGGAAGCUGCGUGGAGGACACGGGGAUAAUUAUUUACAUUAUGAAGAGAAGUGUCCAGUCCUCGACGAGCUCGCGGCUCGGGCUACAUCUAUUUAAAAGCUCAACAACCUACGUGUCUUCAAAAUGACGCGGACGUGGGGCACUGAGCGUUCUAUAGUGAAAGGACCGCGGCAAGGAGGGGGUCUGGCAAAUUCUGUCCACGGAUUGGAAGUUGGAUUUGGAAGGGGCGUGAUAUAUUACACACCUCUGGGCAAGGAUAGGCCUCAGAACUUCGUUGUUGGUGUUGUGAAUGUGUUACUUGGAUACUGCUUCAAAAAAUAUUACUUUUCACAAGAUGCAUUUGGCAGGGUGGAUCCUUGCGGUGGCACUAGUUUUUGGGACCUCAAAUCUCAAGAUCACAUCCGCGGGACCUCUCCAUGCACAAUGCAAAGUAGAAUGGUAUUUUGGGAUCCCCUGUAGACAGGUCUAUGAAGGUCUGGUCACUCAGAUCAAGCAUUGGAGGACCAUGUCCAGCUGUGUGAUGGGGGGACAGAGGUGCCUCUACAAGCUCCAGGCAGCCUCUAUCCACUUCAUAGCAGCCAAACACACCACACCAUUUAAGAAGACUGUCGAUGACCUGACGUUCCGUCUGGUCUCCUUUGAGUUCUUCACCCACUGUCACGUCUCGGCCAUGUCUGUCUCAGAGAGCUGGUAUGCCAUUAGAGAUCACGGCACAAACUACUGCAACCUCUAUAAUCUCAUGGAAGGAAGUGGCCUUACAGAUGCCCCUGGAUACAAGGAGAUAACGAGUGACUUCCUGUGUACCCAGCGGUCCUCUGCUGACUGCACUGUAUACUGACACCAUGAUGGCCCAUGGUUCAUAUUGCAUGGCAACAGCUUGCUCACCGUCAGAUCAGUCCUCAUCAUCUGACAGUGUUAGCAGCACCGCAUUUUAUACACACACUGCUUUUGUUUUCUUUAAAGGUCUUCUUUUUUUGUUUGAUCCAUUAAUUCUUAUGCUGUAUCUUUUUAUCCUUGUUAUUUUUUUUUUAACUUAUCGAUUUAAAAUGAUUGUUAUUGUACGGUAACUGCCCAUCUUGUAAUGAAGCAAUGAAGUCAAAAGGUUCAAGUAAGGAGUAGUGAGGUAAAAGUUUAAUCUGUAAGGUCUUUCCUGCUGUCUCAAGCCGGGAGAAAACGUAGUUGUAAAUAUAGUUCUCCUUUCAUUCUAUACCUCUUGAGGUGAGUCGCGUUCUGAGGGGCAUCGUUCUUUUUGACACCUAAACCAGUUUUCCUCUUAAAAGCAAUGGUGCCGGGGUAAAAAAAACAAAACACAGUGAGCUAUGUGAAUUGCAGGGCAGGUUUUUAUUAGCACAGCAAUAUGGUCAGCUGGGCUUUGCCAUCCAUCACAGCGAAGGCUUUUCAGAUCACUGCUAGAAGACACUUUGCCACGGACAUCAAUGUCUAUGGCUGCAUCCCAAAUGUCAACGUAUUCCCUAUAUAGUGCACUGGUUUUGACAUAGGCCCACAGGGUGCACUUUAUAGGUAGAUGGUGCCAUUUGGGAGUUAGACAGUCUAUGCUUUAGUUUAGCCAUAUAGCUUUCCUCUCUUGCCAAUAGGUGGCAGUGUCUGCAAGCUCCUUUGUCUUGUUACGGUUAUCUGCACAAAUGGACUUUUUAUUAUCAUUAAACCACAGCAAUUCCAACAUUUCAAAGAAAAGUUGUAUGCAUUUCACUAUGGAUAGAGUAAGUGGACUAGGAAGAGAGCAGACAUUGCAUAAAGACUAUUGCUUUGACUUUUCAUUUUUCCAGCACAUACGAACCACCACGCUUCACAGCUUAAGGGCAUAGAUUUCCCUGCUUUCUGAAGAAGUGUAACAUAACCGAAUGAUGUGUACUCAAAGAGAUCAACAAAUUGUUUAAUUCUGAUAGUAAGUAGACUAUUAUUUUCUGUCACUGUGUUAUCCAAUAUAAUGAUUGAAUUGAAACAGCUCUUCAGCUAACACGGACACUACGGUAAUAUCAGGGCUUAAAUUGGGAUAGUGGUCGUGGAACUGACUUCAAAAUGAAUAGGCUCUGAGAGAUCAUUUUUAAUUGACAGUUUUAUGUCCAUCUGACAGUUAGCAUCGUCCUGUCCUCCAUCCAAAUGUGGAUGAACGCUGUUCCACUUCAUAUUCCAUCCGGUCCAAUUUAACAGCUGUUUAUUUAAUGUGUAUGUUGUAACACAUGCAAAUAGUUUUUGUUUUACGUGUGUCAAGUUACAGAUAUUUUGAAAGCAUGGCCAAACUCUCAUUCACUAUGUUUUUUGGGGGGAACAGGAUGUAUUAUGACUUCUUCCCUGUGGCAUCAGUAUUUUGGAGUGCAUAUGAUCCUACGCUGUGUGCAUAUGAUCCUACGCUGUGUGCAUAUGAUCCUACGCUGUGUGCAUAUGAUCCUACGCUGUGUGCAUAUCUUCAUGCGUACGUUGUUGUAUGUGCCCUUUCAACGGGUGCUUUACAUGGUUAGACAGGACAGGCCCAUGAGAGUGCAUUCCCUUUUCCUGCCCACAUAACACAAAGAGUGGUGAAUUCCCUCUUAUUAAAACUGAAAUGACCCCAAAAAAUCAUAGCCUGGAAUCUAAACUGAUAUGCUCAAUUUCACCAUUAAAACAGAACAUAUCAGUUUGGAUUCCAGGCUAUCAAAAUCCUGCCCAAAACAACGAUUUUGACAAGGGGCCCCAGGGACAUCAGGGGCCUUAUAGUCCCUGUCUGAGAUGUCUGCCUGGUGCUAUGUCCGAAAUGGCACCCUAUUCCCUAUAUAGUGCACACAUGUUGAUGAGAACCCUAUGGGCCCUGAUCAAAAGUAGUGCACUACAUAGGGAAUAGGGUGCCAUUUGGAAGGAAGCCAUGACAAGGUCCAGAGUGGCAGGGGGACGAGGUAAUUACAGGCUGUGUAUUGAACAAUAUUGAGAAGCACAACAAUACCAUCUAUAAAUCACCAUUGAGAGUAUGAGAGCCACGCUGGGUCCAGGAUCUCAAGGACAAAACAGGCUGUCCCCUCUAGCCGGAAGGGAACCAACCUUGUAAAAAGUGUCUGCUCGCUUUAUACAAGGCAGUGUUAUUGUUGUGGACUGUAACCCACAUACUACCUUUCCUUAAUGGUUAAACUGUUAGGAUUUGUUUUGGUGUAAUUCACAAUUAAAUAUAGUUGAUGCAUAAUGUUUUACAGUAUAUGAAGAGAACUAGGUUUCUUUCACAAACCGUUGGCUCAAAGUAAGAAAGGACCUAACAUGACACAAGCUAAUAGUAAUUAGCGAAUGUGUCUCCCUGUAUUAUACACAUUGACACACAACACCUCCCUAUAGGAGUCUAAGGAGCAGAGAUCUCUAUCUCCACUACACUGAGUGUAUGCUAGUUCUCUGUGAGGAGAUGCCAGAGCGGAUCCAUCACUCUGGUUCCACCACUCUCAUUAGCUGUGACAGAACAUUAGCUCAGUGGAGGAGUGGAGAAUGGAGCUAGUAUGGUUCUAGAGCGGGAGGGUUCCGUUACAUAUGACCAUGUGACCCAGUCACUAGCAUUAAGGAUCACCCUGCCUCAGAUCACCACAUUCAUACUGUGACGGCUUGUGUGUGUGUGUGUGUGUGUGUGUGUGUGUGUGUGUGUGUGUGUGUGUGUGUGUGUGUGUGUGUGUGUGUGUGUGUGUGUGUGUGUGUGUGUGUGUGUG